Messenger RNA from Colletotrichum spaethianum, 447 nucleotides. Its product is annotated as mRNA stability protein mug134. Gene Ontology annotation, cellular component: cytoplasm. Bases 1 to 447 code for a protein of 148 amino acids. Gene Ontology annotation, molecular function: protein phosphatase inhibitor activity. Lineage: Eukaryota; Fungi; Ascomycota; Sordariomycetes; Glomerellales; Glomerellaceae. The record is from RefSeq and is a predicted model, not a curated record. The transcript has 2 exons.
AUGAACCCUCUCCAGAAGAACAAGAUUGACGUCUCGUCCCUCUCGCCCGAGGAACAGCGUCUCUUUCGCCUCUACGGCAAGCUCCCCUCUCGGUCCGAUCACUUCGCCAAGCACCUGAAGGACCGCAAGUACUUCGACUCGGGCGACUAUGCCAUGUCCAAGGCCGGCAAGGGCGACAGCGUCGACACGGGCGCCGUCGGCUCUCAACAUCCCGUUCCUGAGAACAUUCCCCACCUCUCGAGUCCCGUCAACAAUUCCUCGUCCUCCCUCAACGGCAACAAGCACCAUGGCAGUAUCCCCAGCGGCGCCCACGCCGGCAGCCCCGUGAAGGAGGCGAGCUUCCUCAACCGGGAGACCAGCGCCGAGGAGGUCGAGCAUAAGGACAAGGAGAAUAACUCGCCAGUGGACGGAAUUGCCAAGACGGAGAGCAUUCCUAUCCGAAGAUGA